Talaromyces stipitatus ATCC 10500 is the source of this 1173-nucleotide messenger RNA. Its product is annotated as glycosyl hydrolase, putative. Gene Ontology annotation, biological process: carbohydrate metabolic process; peptidoglycan turnover. NCBI's taxonomy places the organism in Eukaryota, Fungi, Ascomycota, Eurotiomycetes, Eurotiales, Trichocomaceae. Gene Ontology annotation, molecular function: hydrolase activity, hydrolyzing O-glycosyl compounds. Bases 1 to 1173 code for a protein of 390 amino acids. The transcript is spliced from 2 exons. The record is from RefSeq and is a predicted model, not a curated record.
AUGAAGUUAUACGCGGCACUGCUUCUCGCACUAUGUCAACUACAACAGGCACAGGCAUCUAAUCAGGCUCAUCUUCAAAAACUUGUCGGAUCGCAUGUAAUUUACUCUUAUAAUGGGCCAACUCCUCCACCGGAGCUACAAACCCUCAUCGAACAAGGUGUCGUGGGUGGAGUCAUCCUCUUUGGUGGCAAUGUCAACAGCGACCUUCCGGCAUUGAUCGAAUCGUGGCAGACAGCUUACGCUAACAGCCCGGCCUAUCUCGGAUCUCCUUUGCUUAUUAUGACUGACCAGGAAGGUGGAAAAGUUCGCCGACUACCUGGAGGACCGAUUGAUUCUGAAAAGGUGGUUGGACAGUCAACCGAUCCCGAGCAAGCAGCCUCACAGGCGGGCUCGGACGCUGCAUCAGCAUUGGCAGCGUAUAACAUAAAUACGAAUCUUGCUCCAGUUUUGGAUGUGUUCCGCACUCCGGGUGACUUUGAUGACCGGUUCGGAAGAUCCUACAGCAACAAUGCAACUUUAGCUGGCAUCUGUGGUGGCGCGUUCACGACCGCGCAGCAGGGUGCAGGGUACAUUGCAACAGCCAAACAUUUCCCCGGCUUGGGAACUGCGUCUACGUAUGAAAAUACCGAUGAGGUUCCUGUGACUUUGAAUGUAACAAUCGAAGAGAUCAGGGCUGUUGAUGAGUUGCCAUACCACAAUGCUAUCGCAGCUGGAAUUGACAUGGUGAUGCCCUCAUGGGCAUUGUACCCCGAUUUCGACGACAAAUAUCCUUCCGGUCUAAGCGAGAAGUGGUUGAAACAGGAGCUUCGUGGCCGAUUGGGAUUCCGAGGAGUCACGAUUAGUGAUGCAAUUGAAGCUGGAGCAUUGACAGCUUUCGGCUCGGAUUCAGAACGCGCAGUGCUGGCGAGUGGUGCCGGUAUGGAUAUCAUUCUCGCUGCAGCUCAGAAUGUCACUCAGGGUCAGACAAUUGUUAACGCUUUGGUCGACGCAUUGAACAGUGGAGCUCUGAAUAGGGGAGAGUUUGAACAAUCAACUCAAAGGAUUCUUCGACUACGCAAAAACUCAAAGGAAAAGGGUCAUAUCAAUAAAAAUGCAAAGGGUCCAUCCAUUUUCUUUCCCAUAUUUGCACUUCUCACCGCUGAGUCAAUUUUUGCCAAAACAGUUCUCCUUUAA